Paramuricea clavata is the source of this 6576-nucleotide messenger RNA. The record is from the annotation of a GenBank genome assembly. Lineage: Eukaryota; Metazoa; Cnidaria; Anthozoa; Malacalcyonacea; Plexauridae.
AUGGCGGCCGAUUCGAAAAAAUUAAAGCACAAAAUUUGGUAUGUAUAUUAAAAAAUGCCUUUCUUGUUGCCUUCACUCGUGUCAGUUUGAACUCAUAAGAUGUAUCUCUAUUACAGUAUGGUGUGUGAUUUCUUUUACCCCAACAUGGGAGGUGUAGAAAGUCAUAUUUACCAAGUUUCUCAGUGUCUUAUUAACAGAGGCCAUAAGGUAAUAUUUGAUACGUAUAUUUGGGUAUUGGCUUUUAUAGAAAUGAAUGUUAUAUAAUGUACUGUAGUUAGCAUUAUCUCACUGAAAUCGGUCUUGUUUUUCAUGCUUUUGAAAUGUGAAUAAACGUUUUUGUAUGUCAUAAAGCCUGUUCGAAUGAUAUGAAAAUAUGUGGAUUAUAUUGAGCAUGAAGUUAAGCAAUAACUCAAUUUCACCACCGUCAUCAUUUUUCUUCCAAGGUUGUCAUUAUUACUCAUGCUUAUGAAGAUAGAGUUGGUGUUCGAUAUUUAUCAAACUUUUUAAAGGUUUGUUGAUAAGUUAAAGCUUAAUGGAGUAUUCACACUGAUCCAUUCAAAACUACCCUAGCCUGUGUCACAGAUGAUAGAUUGUACCAGAUGUCUCACUGUGUAUCCAUCCCUAUGAUUUUCGUGUCCGCGAUUUUCACGAGUCGCCAGAUGACGCGUGCGACACUUGCUGCCAAAAUGGCGCUUACUGCCAAAGUGUGUGAUUGCUCACGUUUCAUGGCGUGGAUUACACUUACUGCCAAAAUGGCGGCCAAUGCGUGCUCAUAAAAAUCGCUGACACAAUUUUGGCUGAGUAAGACAUCUGGUAUAAUCUAUCAUUUGUGCCUGUGUGCAGUCCCAGACUCCCAAAGGAACCUUUGGGAGUCUGGGACUGCACGCAGGCUAAAACUACCCUGGCCAUCUUGCAUAUGGGCAAGAUGUGGAGUGUCCACCCUCACCCCCAAUUUGCAAAGUUGGGUGCAAUUUCCAUCAUGAAUUUAUAAAACUUAAUUUUGAUUAUUCAAUGCUGUACUGGUUGACAAAUGUUUUACAGCUCCCCCUUUCCUUGAAAAAGCAUGUGUAUAUCUCCCCUACCUGAACAACCUAAAUCCACAUAUCUUGCAUUGAUUUAAGAAAUGAUAGACUUGUUUUGUAAUUUGGAAAUAAAGACAAACGUCAGUCAAAUGUCACCACAUUUACACCUCACAUUGACUUUUUUUACACUAAAAAUUCUAUUGAUAUGAACUCUGUAAGCUAGGUUGACUGUUGUUUUCGUUAUUUAUCUUCAGGUGUAUUACCUGCCAUUUACAGUCUUCUAUAACCAGUGUGCUUUGCCUACAAUGUUCACCACAUUACCACUGAUGAGGGAUGUUUGUACCAGAGAGAAUAUCACAAUACUUCAUGGACAUUCGGUAAGCCAAAAAACACCAGUUUUAUAAUAUAGCAUAAUAAUAAUAAUAUACUAUAGAAUUUUAUUCAUCAGCCCACAAUUGGCUUGAUAUGUGAAAAAUUUCGAGCAAUUGGGUUUGAGCAAAUUAGCAGACACUCAAUUUUGACAAUAUGAAACAUAACUCAAAAUAUGAACUUGGUGCCCGGUUCCCUGUUGCAAUUUUCAAAGGCUAACUGCAAAUGUUUUUUUUGAAAAAAACUAAAUAUACAGGCAUGCUUACUGGGUUUUCAACAUAGCCUGAGGUUUGAAAUAACAAUAAUAAACGCAUAUUAAAAAUUAAAACAAGUCACAGAUGAGCUUUUUAAAUUGUAAAUUUGAAAUAUUUCAGGCAUUUUCUACGCUAUGUCACGACGCCUUAUUGCACGCCAACUCGAUGGGAAUUAAAUCUGUAUUUACGGAUCAUUCAUUAUUUGGAUUUGCCGACGCAAGUUCCAUCAUUACGAACAAGUUUUUGGAGUUCUCGUUGGCGAAUGCCGAUCACAUUAUUUGUGUCUCUAAUACAAGGUUCGUAUUAUGUAUACAGUAUGAAUGCUAAUCACUUCCAGAGCCUGGAGUCAGGCCGUGGGCUGUUGGCCAAAAUUAUUUCGCUUUGUGGCACCCAUGUGGGAAAUACUUUGUUUGGCGUUUAUUUGAAAGGCAUAUAGGUACAUCACUACCAAAAAAAGUUCCCAAGCAAAAAAGUUGCCCAAUCCCGAGAAAAUGGGUGAUCAAUGAUUAUCCUCUAUUAAAUUGUAUUACAGCAAAAAAAUGGGAAAUUCUGUAUUCAAUUACAAUAAAAAUUACUUGCAUCAUCGGAAAACAUACAAAAAACCGCACAUAAGACUUUUAAACAGUUUUUUGAUUUUUCAAAUAGUAUUUGAGUUAUUGCUGUAUGUGAAAACUGGACCAAAAUGUCGCAAUAAGGACUGGGUACUAGGUCAAAAACGCGUUUUUGACAGCGUAUAACUCGAAAACAAUUAUAGAUAUAAAAAAACUGUUUAAAUGUCUUAUAUGUAGUUUUUUGUAAGCUUUCUGAUAAUGCAAGUUUGUAAGCUUUCUGAUAAUGCAUUUUUGUUGUAAUUGAAUACAAAAUUUUACAUUUUCUUGCUGUAAUACAAUUUAAUAGAGGAUAAUCACUGAUCAUCCAUUUUCUCGGUGUUGGGCAGGUUUUUUGCUUGGGAACUUUUUGUGGUAAUUAAGCAUCUAUGGUUCUAUGAAUUGAACCACAGAAAAUCUAUUUCCCAGGGGGGUGCCACGAAAUUGCUUUUCUAGGCACUUUUUUGCACAACAGCCCACAGCCUUCAGGUGAAUAUAAUGUUUCUGACGUUACUCUGAGUGUAUAUCCACACCGGGCAGACUGAAAAGUUAUGCUGACCACGGUGGGAAUUGAACUCGCGACCUUUGGGAUCCCAGUCCAAUGCUCUGCCAACUGAGCUACGAGACCAAGUCUGUUCGAGUGUGUGGUAUUUCGGAACUAAGUCUAGUAAGGAAAAAUCCGACAGUAAAUUUUGGGCACUUGCAAAUGUUCCAAGUCCGUCUCUCCCUACUUUUCUCGGAUUUUACUACAUCCCGGGCGUUCUUUGUCAGUGCCCGCGGUCACAAUUAGGAUUAUCAGCAGUUGAGUUUGCAACUCAAUAGACAAUAUUCAAACAGAUUAUAGCAGAUUAUUAAAAUUUUGUUAAAUCACUUUAACUUUUAUACCGAUCCCAAACCCUAACCGGCCUAACUUAUGAGAAUUAAUAAAGGCAGAAAAAGAAAUUAUUUUCAAAAGUUUUGUUAUUAUUUGCAAUACUUACACUGACACGGGCAGUUCAUGCUCACAUUUCUCUGUGACUACAUUUUAGAUAACAUCACUCUGUAUCUCAAAUUUUUUGUGUCAAUUUUCCGUCUUUAUACACGAAGGAAUUAUCAGACGAACUAAGUUCGUCCAGUUGUUCAUUAAAAUUAGGCCAUCUCCUUCAUUUAGUAAAGAGAACACAGUGUUGAGAGCGACGGUCAGUCCACAUCUUGUGUCCGUUAUACCAAAUGCCAUUGAUUCCUCCGCAUUUAUUCCCGAUCCUUCAAAACGCAAUCCUGACUUUAGUAAGUAUUGACGAUAGCUUAUGCAAUUAACAUGCAACUAGUUGUCUGAUUAUAAUUUUAUUUCAGUCGCUUCCAGCGUGAUUCUAUACCUAACAUCUUAAUUCUUAAUUUGAUUUCUCACAAUUCAUUUACAUACAGACAAGGUUGGUUAUUGACACUAGUACAGAACGUGCAAAAAUACAACAUUAGGGAAUUUAAGCUUCACGUUUGCGGGAACGGCAAGGCCGAAUUUUCUUGGCAUAAUUUUCGUUCGAUUUCUGCAUGUCAUAUUAUUUUUCUUUCCUAUGACACAGGAUUAGUUAAGCAUUCUAGUUAUAAAACAACAAGCCCAUUUACUUUUUAUUAUUUUAAAGGGUAAAAUGUUUCUUUGCCUGGCGUUUGUCGUUUGUCGUUGAACUAAAAAAAAAUAGGCGAGCACGCGAGCACUGCUCGCAGGAAAUGUUAAACAGCCGCAGGAAAUUCGUUUGAAUGAAGAUUUGCUAUUGAAAAUUUGAAGGAAACCUUAACACCCAUGUCGCAUUAUGGGCGCAACAACAUAUGAUUGACAGACAUUAUUCCUUGAAUUUAAAACCAUGAUCAGAUAUGCUUAUGCACAUGCAGAUUUAGCACAAAAAUACUCCGUUGGUCUGCAGGAAGGAAAUUUUUGUCUCCAGGUUGUGCUCCCAGGAAGAAAAAAAUUUUUCCUGCCCUGUCUGCAACUACCCCAGUUUCCUGCUGAAGAAAAACUGGACAAAUAAGGAUCACCUUACUGGAUCUUUAGGGAGAACAGUUUCAUAAGCCCCCCCCCCCCAUGUAUAAGCCCACCACAUGUACUAACGCUCACCUCAUUCCAAAUAUAAGCUCCCCCCCAAAUAUAAGCCCACCCGAAUAUAAGUCCCCCGAAUAUAAGUCCCCCAAUUAAUAAUAAGCCCAGUAAUCGCUGCUUAAUACACGUUUAUUUCCCUGUUUAUGAAUGACUUGUUUAUGUCUGACUUGUUUAUUACUAACACAAAAGAUCGUCCAUGUAUAAGCCCACACGUAUAUAAGCCCCCCCCCCUUGUAUAAGCCCAUCAAAAAUCGCUUACGAAAGUAUAUAAGCCCAGGGCUUAUAGUCGGAGGUUUACGGUAAGUAAAGUCAGUCUAGUUUUACGUACAAUUACAAAUUUUAUACAAUUUUUUCAAUGUGUAUUUGCAUAGUAACAAUAGUAAUUGUCAGUAGGCUUGUCUAUCGAAAGGGAAUGCACCCCGGUUUCCUUCUGAAUUAGAACUGGACCAAUCUGGGUGACCUUUAAGGAGCCUGGAUCUUUAGGGAGAGCUGAUAGAGCAAUCCAGUAUAAAUAAAGUCAGUCUAGUUUUAGGUACAAAUUUUUUAUGCAAAUAUUUUUUAAUGUGUAUUUAUAUAGUAACAAUAGUGAUUGUCAGUAGGCUUGUGUAUCGGAAAGGCAUGGACCUAUUAGCAGCAAUCAUACCUCUGAUUUGUUCCAAAUACACUCGUGUUCAAUUUUUGAUUGGUGAGUAAAUGAUCAAUUGUGCUAUCUUAGCUAAUUCGUCUAGGUAUGGUUCGCCUUGUGUGUACAAUUGGUGAGUAGGUGAGUAAAUGGUGUACUACUAAUCAGCCUUGCAGCUGAGAGCUAGGCUGACUUGUGAAGGACGCAACUUAACCUGAAAGUCGAAAGCUUACUAAGGACGCCUCGGAUUGACGCCUCGGAUCAGGGGUGGAUUUGUAGGGGGAGGUUGCACAGGGGUGCGCACCCCUGUUGGCCUUGGUUAACAGGCGUGCAAAAACAUGAAAUUCAGAAAUAUGGCAUAAUUUCCAAGGUUUUUCCUUUUUUGAAGUCAAACUGAAGCUCACAAUUCAAUGCCCAUAUCGCACGAAAUGGCAUUUCUAGGGUUCUAAUUUUCAAAAUUUUCCGGGGGGCACACCCCUGACCCCCCAGGGAGCUCACGCCUUCGACGCUUGAGUUGUUAGGAAGCCAAUUCAUUCGAAUGCUCUCCCCCCUAAAGAAUUACGAAGAAACACUCGGCUGCUCACCCGCCCCCCCCCCCCACCUAGAAAAACCUUGCUGGAUCCACCCCCUGCCUCUGAUUGCCACCGCGUGUUUCGUAUCUGAUCCCGGAGCACAAGUACGGUGGAAAAGUCGAUUUGGGGCUUGUCCCAUCCUAUCCUGGCAACAUUACCCGUGCCCCGUGGGAGGAAACCGGAGCAAGCACCUUUGAGAACACGUGGUUUUGAUUUUCGUGUGUUUAAGCUUUGUGUACACGCACGCAGGUGUUACAAAACUUUUGAGCCCCACUGUACUUUCGUUAGAGCGUUGCCGGACUCUUUUCACAUUAGGGACCGGUCAUUAAUAAUGGGAGGGGGGGGGGGCGGUGGGUGAGAAAAGGGGGGCGGCUUCAACUAUUUUCGCCUGAAUUGGGGGCGGCCUCAAAUUGAAAAAUAUGUGACAAGGGGCAACCCCAAUUUUUUAAUACUUUCCGACUCAUUUUCAAUCUCUCGCCUUUAUCGUAUCCCACAAAAUAUUUCACCUUUUUUAGUUCCUAUAAUCGCAGUUUCCAUAGUUCAUUACGUAUAUGCAGUUCACCAUAGGAGUCGGAGUAAAUAACAACCAUUUUGAAAAUUAGUCCUCUAAUUAUUUAGGCUACACAAUGUCUUACACCAGUACUUGUCCCAUUACCUAUUUUACACCAAAAAAUGUAACGAAUUAGAUGUUGGAGUGGGGGGUUGAAAAUUUUCUAGAUGAGGGUGGGGCGUCUUGAAAAUAAAGGACUUUCGAUUCGGGGCGGCUAAAAAAUGUUCAAUAUUUAGUAUUUAUCACCCACCGCCCCCCCCCUCUCCCAUUAUUAAUGACCGGUCCCUUAGUGUCAUGCGUCCGCAGCGAGAAUCGAACCCAUGACCUCAGAGGUGGAAGGUAUACUUGCUCAUACGACCAAAGUUCAAUGUAGAGAAGGGCAAUACGUCUUGAGGAAUGAUUCUUUCACUGCUUCUCUACAGGUGGAGAAGGACCUAAGAGGGUCGUUCUCGAAGAAGUGCGUGAACAACAUCAACUCCACGACAGAGUUCAUCUACUUGGAAGUUUGAAACAUGAACACGUUCGUGAU